Messenger RNA from Anthonomus grandis grandis, 3368 nucleotides. RefSeq names its product nucleolar protein dao-5-like. NCBI's taxonomy places the organism in Eukaryota, Metazoa, Arthropoda, Insecta, Coleoptera, Curculionidae. The record is from RefSeq and is a predicted model, not a curated record. The coding region runs from base 54 to 3368 and encodes 1104 amino acids. The transcript has 25 exons.
UCACAAUUAUUAUUCAUGAUUUUUAUUCUAUAUUUUUUAAAUAAUUAAACACAAUGUCUUAUGUAAAUAAGAAAGAGCGCAUUUUCCGCCAUGGAUUUCCACCAUAUGAUUUACCUCGAACUCGAUCAGAGGCCAGAAUGAAAAAGUAUUGGUCCGCCACCGACCGUAGAGCUUGGUGCGAUGAAGUGGAACUUCGAAGGCAACAUAUUUUGGAAUAUGAUGCUAGAAGUAAAGGGCAAAUUUGCAUGGAGAAUUUCUUACCCUUGGAUCUGCUCUUUAAUGCAAUGGCCGGAAACGCUGACGAAGAAAUUGCCAAACUUGAAAAAAGAAUCGAAUAUUUGGAAGCGAUGCUGGAUAUUUACAAAGGACUAGAACUUACACCCGAACAGAAACAACAGCUCGAUCAACUGAAUAAAAAAUUAGAUGAAGAGAGACAGAGUCUAAAAAAGGCUCAACAAGAACGUGGUGAAAGAGAACCGAAGGGCCGAAAAAAAAGAAGAAGAACUAAAGAAGAUUCGGGCCAAUCAAGAGAUGAAGUCCCAAAAGGUGAUCAGCAAAAAAGGAAACGUCUGAGUGGUAGUGAACCAAUAGGCAGGUCACAACCACAGCGCGUUACAGAUAAACGAGGACUAGACACUUCAGACUCUGAUGUUCCCAAAGAUCGACCAGAAAGGAGGCCUUCAAAGAAACAACGACAAAGUCAAAAACCUCCACAGACAGCUGGUGAAAGUAAGCCAGCUCAAGAAAGUAAAGGUGUGCCAAGGGGACGAGGAAGAGCAAGAGGUGAGGCCUUGGUAAGAGAUCAUGGUAAACCAACUGAAGCAAAACCAGGUUAUGAUCAUGAUAGAGCUGAUGCUCGAAAAGUUGAUGGAACAAAGGCAAAACCAACAGAUUCUUCAAGAAAUCUAACUCCUAUAAAAGCUAGUCAAAGGGAAGAAGGUCAAAAAGACGGUAGUGAAGCAAAAAGACCCAAAGUUCAUAAAGAAGGUCCUGGAGGUGGUGGUGGUAGUGGAUCAACAAAGUCAGAGCCUGUGAGGUCUGGUGGUCAAGGAAGUCCAAAGACUGUAGAUGAUCGUCCAGUAUCUAAAAAAGCGGCACCAACACCAGUAGAAAGAAAACAAGGGAUAAAAGCAGGAGAAGGGGAGAGACCGGCUAGGGGACGUGGAGCCAAUAGAGAUGGUACAAUACCAACAACUUUAAUUGGUAGAAAAACGGGAGAUAAGGAAGGUGACACUGUUAGACCUUCUUCUAGAACAGGUCCAAAUAGAGCCGGCGACUCCAGUUUAUCACCUGUUCAAACUGAAAAAGCUAAGGGAACAAAAUUGGAUGAUACAAGAACACCCACUAAAGGAACAGGAAAGACAGCUGAUAGCAGUGGCUUACCCACCUCAGAACGAGGUACAGGCAAAUCAGAUAUCGCCGGAAAACCUAGUGAAGCUGAAAAAAUCCAAGCAGAAAAAUCAGGUGAUGUAUCAAGCGAAAGAAAAAGGAAGGCGACUGACAGCAGUAGCAGGCCAACUUCUCGAGGUGGUACUGGUAGAACAGAUGAUUCGAGAUUGCCCAGUGACAGUGAAAGACCCAAGGCAGCAAAAUCCGGUGAUGCAGGUAAACCUAGUGAGAAAAGGGGGACAGAGGAUACCAGUGACAAGCCAACUUCUCGACCAGAUAAGGCUAAAGCAGACGACUCUGGAUUGACACCUAAAGGCAUUGAAAAAGCCAAAGCACCAAAAUCGGGUGAUGCAGGCAAACCAAGUAAAGGAACAGAAAAAACAUGGGAUACCAGUGGCAGGCCACCCUCUCAAGAAGGUGCAGGUAAAACUGAUAAGUCGGGGUUACCUAGUGACAGUGAAAGAGCCAAAUCCCCAAAAUCAGGUGAUGCAGGCAAACGUAGUGGAGAAAGAGGAAAGGCCUCGGAUACCAGUGGCAGGCCAACUUCUCGAGAAGGUACAGGUAAAGCUGUUAAAUUGGGGUUACCUAGUGACUCUGAAAGAGACAAAUCCCCAAUAUCGGGUGAUGCAGGCAAACCUCGUGGAGAAAGGGGGAAGGCCUCUGUAAGCAGUGGCACGCCAACUUCUGGAGCAGGUACCGGAAAAGCAGAGGACUCCAAGACUCCAAGAUUAACUCCUAGUGGCGCUGAAAAAGCCAGAGGAGCAAAAUCGGGUGAUGCAGAUAAACCUAGCGAAGGAAAAGGAAAGGCAGCGGAUAGCAGUGGCAGGCCAGCUUCUGGAGCAGGUGCAGGUAGACCAGAUAGUUCUGGAUUGACAAGUGAAGGUGACAGAGCUAAAGGACCAAAAUCGGGUGAUGCAGGUAAACCCAGUGAAAGCAGAGGAAAGGCAAUAGAUACCACUGGUAAACAAUCUCCUCAAGGAGGUACAGAUAGAGCAGAUGAUUCGACAGUACCUAGUGACACUAAAAGAGCAAAAUCUCCAAAAUCGGGUGAUGCAGUCAAAGCUAGUGAAGGAAAGGGAAAAAUCACGGAUAGCAGUGGCAGGCCAGCUUCUGCACCAGGUACAGGUAGAGCAGAUGACUCCGGAUUAACAGCUAGUGAGGGUAAAAGAGCUAAAAGCCCGAAAUCGGGUGACGCAGACAUACCUAGUGAAGAAAGAAAAAAGGCAGCGGAUCGCAGUGCUAGCCCAACUUCUGGAAAAGGUACGAGUAAAGUAGAUGAUUCUGGAUCUACACCUAGUGGUGCUAGGGAGUUGAGAGCCAAGGGAACAAAAUCGGGUGAUGCAGAUAAACCAAGUCAUGGAGAAAGAAAGGCAACGGAUGGCAGUGGCAAGCCAACUUCUAUAGCAGGUACAGGUAAAGCAGAUGACUCUGGAUUGACACCUAGUGGCACUGAAAGAGCCAAGGGAGCCAAAUCCGCUGAUGCAGUCAAACCUAGUGAAGGAAAAGGAAAGGCAGCGGAUGGCAGUGAAAAGCCAACUUCUCGAGGAGAUAAGGCCAGAGUAGAUGACGCUGGAUUGGCAUCUAGAGACGCUGAGAAAACUAAAGGAGCAAAAGCCGCUGAUACAGUUAAAUCUGGUGAAAGAAUAGGAAAAGCAGAGGAUAGCAGUAAAAGGCCAACUUCUCGGGCAGAUAAGACUAGAGGAGAUGACUAUGGAUCUGGAGGAAUACCUAAAGGUGCUGAAAAUGCCAAAGGAGCAAAAUUCGGUGAUACAGUUAAACCUAGUGAAAGAAAAGGAAAGGCAGAUGGUAAUAAUCGCAAUGAAAGGCCUACUUCUCGAACAGAUAAAACUAGAGAUGACUCUGGAUUGACACCUAAUGAUGCUGAAAAGGCCAAAGGAGCAAAAUCCGGUGAUACAGUUAAACCUAGUGAAGGAAAAAGAAAAGGGGAUGAGGAAAAUUGCUACCUGGGGAUUUUUUGA